Messenger RNA from Enterospora canceri, 504 nucleotides. Lineage: Eukaryota; Fungi; Microsporidia; Enterocytozoonidae. The record is from the annotation of a GenBank genome assembly.
AUGGAAGCCAAGUCCAACGUCUUUCUUGAUAUUGAAAUCAAUGACAAGCCAGCUGGCAAAAUUGUCAUCGAAUUGUUCUACCAAGACGCGCCUAAGACGACGGAGAACUUCAGAGCCCUCUGCACCGGUGAAAAGGGCUUUGGAUACAAAGGAAGCAUCUUUCACAGAAUCAUCCCUGACUUCAUGAUACAAGGCGGAGACUUCACCAGAUCAGAUGGAACAGGUGGAAAGAGCAUCUACGGUCCCAAAUUCAAAGACGAGGAGUUCAUCCACACCCACGACGAAAAGUACAUGCUCUCAAUGGCAAACUGUGGGCCAAACACGAACGGAUCGCAGUUCUUCAUCACCACAAGCAUCUGCAAUUGGCUGAACAACAAGCACCUUGUUUUUGGAAAGGUGGUUGAUGGCAAAGAUGUCGUGGAUCGCGUUGAGGGCGCUGGCUCCGAUAAUGGCACUCCAAAUGGCAUCGUAAAGAUAGUCAACUGCGGAAUGGUCAAGGAAUAA